CUUGCUCGAUCAGUAACCAACCAUGCACCAACUAAAGCAAGCGAUGGAUAGCUCAAGGAUAGUUCGAGUAGGUCGUGUCAAAAGGGCUUGAACUAAUCCCAUGUCCUGCGUGCUGCUCCCCUCCCGUCUAUGUUAUAUAUAGGAUCCCCUGCCUGGGGCAAGCACAUGCAGCAGAGCCAUUGAUUUAGCCAUCCAGAGCUCAGGGAAGGGGAGCUAGCUGAGCCGUACAGAAAUGGCGGCCAUCCUCGUCGCCGCCGUGAUGGUAGUGGUGCUGUCCGUCAACGCGGCGGAGAGCUCCACGGUGGAGUACCAGUUCGAUGUGGCGACGAUGAACGUGACGCGGCUGUGCGGCAGCAAGAGCAUCGUGGCGGUGAACGGGCAGUUCCCAGGCCCCACGGUGUCGGCGAGGGAGGGCGACCUCGUCGUCGUCCGGGUCGUCAACAAGGCCCAGUACAACAUGAGCAUCCACUGGCACGGCGUCCGGCAGAUCCGGAGCGGGUGGGCGGACGGGCCGGCGUACAUCACGCAGUGCCCGAUCCAGCCGGGCCAGAGCUACGUCUACAAGUUCACGGUGACCGGGCAGCGCGGCACGCUGUGGUGGCACGCGCACAUCUCCUGGCUCCGCGCCACCGUCUACGGCCCCAUCGUCAUCCUCCCCAAGCUCGGCGUCCCCUACCCCUUCGCCGCCCCCUACAAGGAGGUGCCCCUCAUGUUCGGCGAAUGGUGGAAGGCGGACACGGAGGCGGUGAUCAGCCAGGCACUUCAGACCGGAGGAGGCCCGAAUGUCUCCGACGCCUUCACCAUCAAUGGCCUCCCAGGGCCGCUCUACAACUGCUCCGCCAAAGACACGUUCAAGCUCAAGGUGAAGCCCGGGAAGACGUACAUGCUCCGCAUCAUCAACGCCGCACUCAACGACGAGCUCUUCUUCUCCAUCGCCGGACACCCGCUCACCAUCGUCGACGUCGACGCCGUCUACAUCAAGCCCAUCACCGUCGAGACCCUCAUCAUCACCCCGGGCCAAACCACCAACGUCCUCCUCACGGCCAAGCCGUCCUACCCCGGGGCGACCUACUACAUGCUGGCCGCGCCCUACUCCACGGCGGCCUCCGGGACCUUCGACAACACCACCGUCGCCGGCAUCCUCGAGUACGUGGACCCCAGCUCCCCCUCCUCCGCGGGCUUCAACAAGAACCUCCCGCUGCUCAGGCCGACCCUGCCCCAGAUCAACGACACGAGCUUCGUCUCCAAUUACACCGACAAGCUCCGGAGCCUCGCCACGGAGGAGUACCCGGCGGCGGUGCCGCAGGAAGUGGACAGGCGGUUCUUCUUCACGGUGGGGCUGGGCACCCACCCCUGCGCCGUCAACGGGACGUGCCAGGGGCCGACGAACGACAGCCGGUUCGCGGCGGCCGUGAACAACGUCUCCUUCGUGCUCCCCACGACGGCGCUGCUGCAGUCGCAUUACACGGGGAUGUCCAACGGGGUGUACUCGUCCAACUUCCCCGCCGUGCCCAAGUCGCCGUUCAACUACACGGGCACGCCGCCGAACAACACGAACGUGUCCAACGGGACCAGGCUGGUCGUGCUGUCGUACGGCGACGCCGUGGAGCUGGUGAUGCAGGGCACCAGCAUCCUCGGCGCCGAGAGCCACCCGUUCCACCUGCACGGCUUCAACUUCUUCGUGGUCGGGCAGGGGUUCGGCAACUUCGACCCCGUCCACGACCCGGCCAAGUACAACCUCGUCGACCCCGUCGAGCGCAACACCGUCGGCGUGCCGGCCGCCGGGUGGGUGGCCAUCCGCUUCCGUGCUGAUAAUCCAGGGGUGUGGUUCAUGCAUUGCCACUUGGAGGUGCACGUCAGCUGGGGCCUGAAAAUGGCGUGGGUGGUGCAGGACGGGAGCCUCCCGGAACAGAAGCUGCUCCCUCCGCCGUCCGAUCUCCCCAAAUGUUAGGAAGAGAUUGCGUCUUCUCCAAUUCCCGCAGGACAUUCACCCGCUUUUGCUUGCGUUGCGUUGCGUGCGUGCGUGCACAACUGAUUGCUUGUGUGUCGCGCGUGCGCGCGGUUGGUGCCAUCAAGUGCUUUCUUAGCUGUGUGCUCUUUAAUUUUCAUGUCAAGUCCUCGUCUGAUUAAUUGGUGAGAGUCAUGGGCAGGUUUCUUGAUCAGAAGCAACAAGUGUAGGACUUUCAUUUUGGAUUGCUGAUUAGUCCCAUCUCUUUUGUAACGUACUGGAGCUGGGUCAUAUGCCUAUGAGCCUGCCCAAUAAUUUGUACCAACAUUCCUUUGGUUUAUGGCAACAAGAUUAUUAUCGGUUAUUUAA
This is a messenger RNA of Hordeum vulgare subsp. vulgare (domesticated barley), 2317 nucleotides long. RefSeq names its product laccase-12-like. The transcript is spliced from 5 exons. The coding region runs from base 233 to 1951 and encodes 572 amino acids. Gene Ontology annotation, cellular component: apoplast. NCBI's taxonomy places the organism in Eukaryota, Viridiplantae, Streptophyta, Magnoliopsida, Poales, Poaceae. Gene Ontology annotation, biological process: lignin catabolic process. Gene Ontology annotation, molecular function: hydroquinone:oxygen oxidoreductase activity; copper ion binding. The record is from RefSeq and is a predicted model, not a curated record.